UUCCCCGUGCGACGGGCGGCAUGAUGUCGCCGAGUCUGCGCCCGAGCGCGACGAGGCCGCCCCCAUGGUUGCCAUCGGCGCUCCAUGAUCCGCCGCCUCCCCCACCCUCCUCUCCAUACGACGCCGCCGUUCCUCCGCCACCCGACGGCCUCCACAAACACCACCACCACGGUCGGAUCUUGGACGGCAGGCGGCGAUGGCGUGCAGCGGAAGAGCAAGAGGGGGGCGUGAAGGCUGGCCGCCGCCGUGAGGAUAUCGGCGCCCGCGCGAGCCGUGGUGACGUGGCGGCGAAGGAAGUUCGCCUUCCCAGCGCGCCGCGCGGUGGCCACCGUCUCCCCCGCGCCCGCAAGAGAGGUGGAGACAUUUUCCCAUUCAUAACUAUUUAUGGGAAACCUGGACUUUUUAGUCCGAUAGGUGUCCAUGAUGCCUGUAUUGGGGUACGAGGGCACACCUCCAGGGCAGACUACCGGCAGUUGAUGAAGUGCAGGUCUCUUCUGGAGUACAUGGGGGAUGAUUGCAAGGUGUGCGAGGAGAGUGGAGGGCGUUGUCGGAUCAACACCACCUAUGAUAUCUUCGAGUGCCACUGCUCCGAUCGCAUUUCUCCGUCCACCUGUGGUACAAGAAGAGAGCGAAGAAGAUUAUACUAAUAGGUAU
Messenger RNA from Triticum dicoccoides, 654 nucleotides. RefSeq lists its product as uncharacterized. The coding region runs from base 21 to 647 and encodes 208 amino acids. The transcript is spliced from 4 exons. The record is from RefSeq and is a predicted model, not a curated record. NCBI's taxonomy places the organism in Eukaryota, Viridiplantae, Streptophyta, Magnoliopsida, Poales, Poaceae.